AAACUAUCAUUAAUGUAAUAUGUCAUUUAAUCAAGAUUAAUCUCCCCUAACCAUACUAAAAAAAAAAAUAUAUGCCCGCGGCAACGUGCGGGUACCCUGCUACGCUUUUCUUCAAUUCUACCCUAACUUAUUCUUCUUCCUCUUUUUCAUUCCUCUCAUCUUCUUCGUGCUGCUUCAACCGAGCUUCCCCAUGGCGCCAAGUCGGUCAGGGUCUAUUACAAGCUCACGGACACAACCGGAUCUAGCCAUGAGAGACUGGGCUGAACUCCCUCUGGAUGCCCUACAGCUAAUCCUGCAAAAACUAAUUAUUGGUAAAGAUUAUUAUCGAUUUGCUUGUGUAUGCAGAUCGUGGUCCAGUGUGGCAGUAACAUACCUUAGCCGCUAUGCCCCUAUGGAUUCUCCUUGUCUAAUUGUCUCUGGUACUACUUCCCAAUCAAGACACCUUGCCUUCGUAGUUGGCAAGGACAUUGCUAAAGAACAAGAUUUCUUACCCCAAAUCAGUGUUCCACUCAGAGAAAUUUGUAUUGGAUCCUAUCAAGGGUGGGUUGUCAUGAUUGACGAUGACAUUGACAUAUACCUAUUGAAUCCUUUCUCCGACACUUGCAUCGACCUUCCUCAGAUUGAUAUGUUGGAGCUAAAUAAUCUUGGGUCUUUUAUUAUAAAUGGCUUUAACUUUAAUAUGGAUGGCAAGUUGGCGAGGUUUAACUUUUGCAUUGGCAAAGUAAUCUUAUCAACAAUUCCUACAGCCUCGGAUUGCUUUGUUCUAUUUAUUUAUGGACACAAGAAGCUGGCUUUUUGCAAGGUGGGCGAUGAAGCUUGGAGCUACAUUGAUGAUGGAGCUUUGAGGUAUGAUAUAGACCGAAAUCCUAAAUUUUAUAUGGAUGCAAUUUAUUUCAAGGGACAGUUCUACGUUGUAUCAGCAAGAGGAGAGAUUUUUGCUUGUGACCUCACUGUUUCUGAACCUACACUGACUGAGAUUUAUGGCAAUGGGUCUCUCACCAGUCAUGCCCUCAUCAACAGUCUCCCCCUUAUACACAACUGCUUUGGUAUCUAGUGGAGUGCAGGGGGAAUUAUUUAGAAUCUUGCAGGCAGCAAAACCUCAGGGUAAGGAGGAAGAUCAUGUCAAACUAGCAGAACCCAUUGUUAUUGAGGGAGAAGAUGGAUAUAAGACUCUUGAUAACCUUUAUCAGGGUGUUUCGUAUGGCUCCUUUUACUUUGAAAUACAUAAGCUGGAUACGAGGAGUGGAUCAAAGCCAUGUUGGAUACAAGUAGACACUUUUGAAGGGGAUGCAGAGUUUUUGGGUAGGAAUCAAUCAUUUUCUCUCUCAAAUCCGCUUGACUUUGGCUACAAAGGAAAUCGUAUAUAUUAUACAGAUCAUAGAUCUGUAAAUAUUGAACCGGGCGUGUUCAAAUUGGAGGAUGGAAUUGUGGAGCCACUUUACAAGUCAAAUUCUUCUGGGCUUAUAGUGCCACCCGCUAUUUGGGUGAUUCCCCGGUCAUGGUAAUUUGUUUAAGGCAUUGUCUUUUUUUGAUUCUGUCCUUUCUUUUUUAUUUGCUAGCUUAGUAAACCUGUAGAACUUUCAGUAUUUAUGAAUCAAGGUGCUUAGAUUUUGGUUUCAUUUUGACAAACAGUACUUCUGUUUCUUGGCGAGUGUUCGGUUAUUGUAAUUGAUUAAGCACUCUGUAUUUUA
Molecule: messenger RNA, 1691 nt
Organism: Tripterygium wilfordii
Lineage: Eukaryota; Viridiplantae; Streptophyta; Magnoliopsida; Celastrales; Celastraceae
Product: F-box protein SKIP23-like
Exons: 2
Coding region: 191-1054 (287 amino acids)
Molecular function (GO): protein binding
Source: RefSeq, a predicted model, not a curated record